Molecule: messenger RNA, 1642 nt
Organism: Cydia pomonella (codling moth)
Lineage: Eukaryota; Metazoa; Arthropoda; Insecta; Lepidoptera; Tortricidae
Product: putative defense protein 3
Exons: 3
Coding region: 80-580 (166 amino acids)
Molecular function (GO): oxidoreductase activity, acting on metal ions
Source: RefSeq, a predicted model, not a curated record
CGGUUACAAAAGUGAGCGGUCGAGGCGCGCGCGCGCAUUUUCAACUUGGACCUUAAACUGACACCUUGUUUAAUAAAAAAUGUGGUCGAAAUUAUUAGUGGCUAUUUUAUUGUGUUGGGGGGUUGAGGGGUUCCCAGAUGGGGCGCCUAUAGAUGCCUGUGUCAAGGACCGGCCUAAUCAGCCCAAUCAUGGGCAGCAUCGGACGCAGCCGCUGAACACGCUGCCGUACAAAGUUUACGCUUCAGCGACCAAUUAUGGACCCAAUGCUGCAAUUACAGUUACCAUUGAAGGUGCCGAGACGUUCAAAGGGUUCUUUAUUCAAGCCCGUUCUGUCGAGGACGACCGGUGGCUGGGCUCAUGGGAGCAGGCUCCGAAUACCACGAUCCAUCCCGAGUGCGCCGCCGUCACACACGCUGAUCCCAGAGAAAAGACUCGAGCGACAUUGGUGUGGCGCGCCCCGCCAGAUGCACAGGGGAGGGUUUACUUCACAGGCACCGUAUUGAAGAAUUACUCAACGUUCUGGGCGAAUUUAAUAGCAGAGGCGCCACAGGAUCCAGCACAAUUGCAAAUUCUUGGCUGAACCAAUUUCAGUAUUGUUAAGCGAAAAUAGUGUUGAAAUUAUUGGAGACAAAUAUUUGUUACAAAAUUAUUCGUACAAAUAUCGGCCAAAAUUUGCAAGACAGAAAAUUCAAAUACUUAUUAACAAAUUUUAAUUUGUUUUCAUUGUCUCAAAUAAUUUCAACCAUUAAAUUAAGCGCUCUUUGUCAGCCUUUCGAGUUCUCUAGUCCGCAAUAAGCUAGAUCAGGGAUCACCAAUUAGUUUCUUCAGCGGUCCGGGGUUUUUUAUAUAAAAUUAACAUCGUGGUCCAUUUCUAUUUGAGGUUAUUAAUAAGAAAAAAAAUUAAAUAUUCCAUUUGGUGAGUUGGUGACCCCUGAGCUAUAGUAUAAAUUCAAGGAUUGCUAUUACUGGAGCCACAUUCAACAGGAGUCAUUAAUCAACAUUUCAGAGUACUUUAAUUAACCUUUUCAACGCUUUUCCACACGUGUCAAGAAAUGCCAUGGACGCCAAAAAGUUAACUGGUGAAGAGCGAAUAUGAAGCUUAACUGACAGUAGGAAAGUCGCUUUGACAACGUCCGCCAUAGCCUUUUUAAUGGUCAUUGGCGUCGCGGGCACGACAGAGGAUGACCGUUUUAGUGGUCUUUGGCGUUGAAAAGGUUAAAAGAAUUUUUUAAAUGGGUUGAAGUUGUAAAAUCAAAGGGGGCAAAGUUGUUGUUUAACCCCUUGUGCUCAUAUACACCCAACUCACAAGCAAGCAACUUCAAAAUAAAAACUACGAAAACUAAAAUAAAAUAUAAACUUCAACUACGAGCGUAGCGAGUAGAUUCUUAGCAUUGAGAGGGUUUCAAGGCACGAGGAUUGAACAAACUGCUCCCGAGUAAAACAAGAUUUUUCACCACACCAACGCGAGGAAAAUACUAAACGUCAAACAUUAAAAAUCAAAUUGAUCACUCAAAAUCAUCACCGAAAAGUCUAUUCUACUAGCCAGCAUGAGGUAACAACUCGAAAGUUUGCAUCAGCUUACUUUGCUACUCUUGUGGAUAAAAUGCAACUUUCUCAUAAGUUUUUAUAGUAUAAAGAGAAC